CGGAAACACAAGCAGCAUAAAUAUUCUUCUUUUUCUCAAUUUGUUUUGCAUCAAAGCUGAGAGAACAAAUACAUAUAUAAAAGAGCUUUGAGAUCUAAAUCGCUUUACAACAGCUUCUUGAUCGUCUCUCUGCACUUUCAUUUGUUUCAAUGAAAAUCUAAUUCAUCCAAGCAAAUAUUCGUGUCCAUUUUUUCUUUUCUUUUUUUCUUUCUUUUUUGGCUUAAUUGGGUAGAGAGGUCUUGUACUGUAUUUGUUUCUUAAUUGGGUUUCCAAAGAUAUGGCAGUAGAACUUGUUACAGGAGCUGUUGUGGGGGGAGCUUUUGGAGAGGGAUUUGCUAUUUUGCAUGAAACGGUUAAGACUGUUGUAGGCCAAGCCAUUAUGUUCAAAUCCAUUCUUGAAGACUUAGAAUCCACGCUAGAGCGUAUAGCACCAGUGGUCCAAGAGAUAAGACAAUUAAGCCUAGCUCUUGAUCGCCCAGAAAGGGAAACAAAGAUCUUGACAGAACAAAUGAAGAAGGGUGCGAAGCUGGUUCGCAAGUGCUCCAAAAUCCAGUGUUGGAACUACUGUUUCAAAUCCCAUUACGCAAGCAAACUUUCGGAGUUGAACGAUGCCAUUGAAAAGUUCUGUCGUGUUGAUUUGAUAGUACAGAGCGCAAGGACUGGGUUGGAGACUCUGACCAAGGUGGAUCUUAUUUUGGAUAAAGUGAGUAAUCAGAAUUCGGACGUGAAGAGGAAAUAUGGGGUACGGACACUGUCGUGUGCGGUUCCUAGGCCCCGGGAUUUUAUUGUUGGGUUACAUAUUCCAUUGAUGGAGUUGAAGGAGAUGCUGUUGAAGAAAGAGGAGUCGCUGCUUCUAUUGACUGCUCUUGGAGGUUGCGGGAAGACCACUUUGAUCCAAAUGCUUUGUUGGGAUCAUGAAAUUAAAGGCAUAUAUAUGGACAAUAUAUUUUUUGUCAGCGUUUCAAAAACUCCCAACUUGAAGGUCAUGGUACAAAAAUUGUUUAGUCAUAAUGGUGAUGAGUGCCCUGAGUUUCAAAGUGAUGAAGAAGCAAUCAACCAGUUGGAGCAACUGCUGAAUCAAAUUGGACCAAAACCUAUAUUGUUGAUCUUGGAUGAUGUCUGGCCUGGCUCAGAAUCCCUUGUAGAGAAGUUCAAGUUUGAUAUUCCAAAUUACAAGAUUGUGGUGACUUCAAGAACUGCAUUUCCAAGAUUUAGGUUUAGAUAUAACUUAAAUCCAUUAAAUCAUGAAGAUGCUAUGAAACUUUUUUAUAACACAGCAUCAUUGCAAGACGGAAGCUCUUACAUCCCAGAAGAAGAUAUCGAAAAGAUAGUAAGAGGUUGUGGGGGGUUGCCAAUAGCCCUUAAAGUGAUUGGUGGUUCACUCUCUGGGCAACUUCCAGAGGUUUGGGACAAUACACUAACGAGAUGGUCUGAUGGUCAUUCUAUUUUUGAAUCUGAUACUGAGGUGUUUGCUUGUCUCCAAAAAAGCCUAGAAUUUUCUACCGAUAAGAUCAUCCUCAAAGAUUAUUUCAUGAACCUAGGUUCAUUUCCUGAAGACCAAAAGAUCCCUGUUACAGCCCUCAUUGAUAUAUGCACGGAAUUACAUGAACCAAACAAGGAUGAUGUCCAUGUUAUUGCCAAUUUACAUGAACUCAAUACUCGGAAUUUGGCUAGUCUUGAAAUGACAAGGAAAGAUGCAAGUAAGGUUAACAACUAUUACAAUGAAGACUUCAUCACACAACAUGAUGUUCUUAGAGACCUAGCUAUCCAUUUGUGCAGCCGUGAGCCAAUAACAGAAAGGGAAAGACUGAUUGUGGACAUAAAUGGAAAUAAUCUACCAGAGUGGUGGAUGGAACAGGAGCAACAACUCAUCAAUGCACGCUUAUUAUCCAUCUCAACUGAUGAAUUGUUUUCGUCAAGUUGGUGCAACAUUCAAGCACCCAAAGUUGAGGUUUUAGUUCUAAAUUUUCACACAAGGAAUUAUAUCAUACCUGAGUUUGUGGAGAAAAUGGUUAAACUCAAGGUUAUAAUUGUCACUAAUUAUGGGUUCUUUCCAGCUGAAUUAAGCAAUUUUCAACUACUCAAUUCCCUCCCCAAUCUAAAGAGAAUUAGAUUAGAGAAGGUUUCAAUUCCAUCCCUUUGCAGUACCCCUGUACCUUUAAGGAGUCUGAAAAAAAUAUCGUUGUUCAUGUGUAAUAUUGGUCAAGCUUUUGGGAAUUCUACUGUACAGGCUUCAGAUUCAUUGUCAAAUCUAAAAGAGAUAAACAUCGACUAUUGCAUUGAUCUGGUAGAAUUACCUGCAUGGUUGUGCGAGGUUCUCCACCUAAAAAAACUCAGCAUCACCAAUUGUCAUAAACUAUCUGAAUUGCCCGAUGGAAUUGGAAACUUGGUGGAUUUAGAAGUGCUAAGGUUUAGGUCUUGUACUGAAUUAUUAGAGUUGCCAGAGUCAAUCAAAAGUCUUCAUAAGUUACGCAUUCUUGACAUAUCUGAUUGCCUAAGCAUUAUCAAGUUGCCAAAACACAUCGGUGAGUUGCAUAAUUUAGAAGAGCUACACAUGAAAGAGUGCUUGAAACUGCGUCAGUUGCCACCAUCAACUAUGGCUCUCGAGCAAUUGAAGAUUGUGGUAUGUGACGAAGAGAGGGCCAUGUUAUGGAAGCCUUUCAAGGAAUUCCUUUCCAAUUUAAAGGUUAUAAUGGCUAAGAAAGAUAUCAACUUGAAUUGGCUUCCCAAAUCAUGAUUUUUGAGAUCUGUUUCUUCUUUGGAAAAUUUUGUUGGCUUAUUUUGGAUUGUUCUCUUCAAUUUUUUGUUCCCUUUUUCUUUUUUCUUUUUUUCUUCUGUAAAGAUCAUUAAAUAAGCGGCCUAGUACACCAGAAGAGGAAUUUUUUAAAGAGUUGCAGUUGUAAAUAUAAUAUUGUACCCCUUAACAGUAUUGGGAAAUUUAAU
This is a messenger RNA of Quercus lobata, 2943 nucleotides long. Its product is annotated as probable disease resistance protein At5g66900. The transcript has 5 exons. NCBI's taxonomy places the organism in Eukaryota, Viridiplantae, Streptophyta, Magnoliopsida, Fagales, Fagaceae. The coding region runs from base 278 to 2737 and encodes 819 amino acids. Gene Ontology annotation, molecular function: ADP binding. The record is from RefSeq and is a predicted model, not a curated record.